GGCAGCGGGGCGACCCCGGGGCGGCGGGGCGCGCUUCGCCAUGGAGGGCAUGGACGUGGAUUUGGACGCGGAGCUGAUGCAGAAGUUCAGCUGUUUGGGUACUACCGACAAGGACGUGCUGAUCGGCGAGUUCCAGAGGCUCCUCGGUUUCCAGCUUAGCCCGGCCGGCUGCGCUUUCUUCCUCGACAUGACCAACUGGAAUCUACAAGCAGCCAUUGGAGCCUAUUAUGAUUUUGAGAGUCCAAACAUCAACGUACCCUCCAUGUCCUUUGUUGAAGAUGUCACCAUAGGUGAAGGAGAGUCCAUCCCUCCUGACACCCAGUUUACAAAAACAUGGAGGAUACAAAACACAGGGACAGAGGUCUGGCCUCCAGGAGUUUGUCUGAAGUACGUUGGGGGAGACCAGUUUGGCCACGUAAACAUGGUCAUGGUCCGGUCCCUGGAGCCCCAGGAGAUUGCAGAUGUCAGCGUUCAGAUGUGCAGCCCCAGCACAGCAGGAAUGUAUCAGGGACAGUGGCGGAUGUGCACUGCCACAGGACUGUAUUAUGGAGAUGUCAUCUGGGUGAUCCUCAGUGUGGAAGUGGGAGGACUUCUAGGAGUAACACAGCAGCUGUCAUCCUUUGAAACGGAGUUCAACACGCAACCGCACCGCAAGGUAGAAGGAAACUUUAACCCGUUCGCCUCUCCACAGAAGAACAGGCAACCAGAUGAAAACAACCUAAAAGACCCUGGGGGUUCUGAGCUAGGCACAAUCAGCAAAAACACGUGGGGGCCUGCUCCUGACCAAAUUGAACAAGAUCAGAAUGGACUGUCACAAAACUCUGUAAAUCUCUCCCCCAGCAGUCACUCGAACAACUUGUCGGUAGUGACAUACAGUAAGGGUUUCCACGGUCCUUAUCCCUUCGGACAGUCUUAAAACACACACACACAAAAACGGGUAUCGGCAAGAGGAGAAUUUAACAGAGAACUGACUUGUGGGGGAAGGGAGAGGGGGAUUCAUGUGGCAAACAGACGCGGCGUGGAGCCCCCUUCUCUGCCUCCAUGUUCUGGAUAAAGAAGACAAAAAAAAAAAGCCCAAUAACUUAAGACUGUUUCCGGAGGAAAGAUCUCAGUAUGCAUGUGUGAAUGCUGAAUUUCAGGAGUGCUGUUUAAUGCUAUGAGAAGGAAACUAUACCAACACCGUGAUUUUUUUUUUUUUUCUUUUUAGAAGUCAUUCUCACACAGGAUAAUUAGGUAGCUUGAGAAGUUUAAGAGAGAAAAUGAAAUGAAAAAGCCAUCUUUUUAAGCAAUUUUGCCUACGGAGCGGUUGUAGUUUGAGCAAAUGUUUAAUUUGUUUCUCUCCUGUUUUUUAAAUAAGGGACAGCGUGCAUUUGUGUGGAACUGUCAUGUUUUGCUUGUUACCCGAUGGACGUUUGCUUGGCAUCUUCUGGGGGUUUGUGCAGUGACUUCUUUGUGUUGGAUGUGUUUGAAUGGUGGGUUGGGUCUGUACCCAGCUCAGCGUUUUUAAUUUCACUUCUGAUUUUAUUUACCCACUUCUUAAUUCUUUUUGUGUCGUCAUUUGUUUCCUUUUGGUUUGAGUGUUGCUGUCAGUUGCCCUGCUGAGGACCAGGUCUCAGCAUCACAGUUGAAGAGAGGGACUCUGGGACUGGGGUAGGAUAAAGGAGGGCUCAUUUCCCUUCCUCUUGCACGUGAAGUGCUCGUAUACACAACCCUAUGAAUAAGAAACAGACCUAUUAAAGUUCCAGAGCUGUUCUAUGUGGUUAGCAUUUUAAGAUACUUUUUUUCUCUUAACUCUUGAUGUACAAUAGCUGUGCCUAGAGCCACCAAGCGAGUGUACUGGUCCUGUGCCAAGAGGAAACUACUUUUCUGUAGCUGUAAUUCACUCGGCAGUAGUCGCGAAGCUUUGCAAGUCACCUCCUUGUUAGUUUUGAGUCUCCCAUCUCUCUCAUGCAGUAUAAGUUUGAAAUCCUUUCUCCUGUUAGGAAGCAUUACUUAGAGGCUAAAUCUUUGCAGUUUUGAAUGUAGAGCAAGAGUUAGAAUCAGCAGCUGGAUUCCACUCUGUCGCCUUGUGUUCAUUCGCCUUUAUCAUCCUUGUGUAGCUUGGAGGCUCUCACCCUUCCAACGGGCUCCAGGGCUUGUUGCCAGAGGAGGACUUGUUCCUCUAAAGAUACGGGUUGCUCUGCUGUUCCUGCAGUGUAUCUUCAUGCAGUUAUUGAUUGGAAAGCCCAGCGGGAAGGGGGGAGAGGGGCCUCGUGGGUUCCUGAGGGCUGUGUGCCCCCAGCUCCUUCUGCAGGGCACUGACUGACAGGAGUCCUGCAGGCCAGAAGAGCCAACUGCCAAAGACACAACGAUAUGCAAAUACCCCACAACCUUCUUCCUGACCUUUCUGGUGCAGACUCCUUUCAGAGCAGAGCGCAGGCUUGCUGCUGCUUGGUGCGUGGCAUUUUCUUGAUUUGUUGUGGAUGGGGGAUCAGUUUGCAUUCCAGCUGCCAACCAGAGCAUACAGGUGCUUCUUGUGGAGGACGGUGGGUCUUCUCUGGAUCCAGCAGAGGAAGAAUUGGACCUUUGGGAGCACGUGUGGUUUGGUGAACAGACCUGGGUCUGUGUCAGUGUCAUGACAGUCAGCAGCUUGCUGGAGCUGGUAAGUGGUACAGGUUCAGACUGAAUGUGCCCGUGGAAGGUAGUGCUGCACUGCCUGGUGCCACUGCGGUGUUUUGUUCUUGUCCUGUACCAUCUUUCUGCCCUGAUGAAGUUGUAUUCUCUUAGCAUUCAGUCUAGGGAGUAGUUUGCCUUGCUGCAUUGUAGCUUGGGCAAGUGGAUUCUGCCUCUGCUCCUUCCUUUCUGAGCAGGUGGUUAAUGUGCCAAGCUCUGAAGGCAUGAACUUGACCAUCACAUCUACAACACUGCCACUGCCCUUCUGAAAGCAUCUAAAACACUGCAGGCUGCUGUUUGUCCAGAUGAUGAGGUGUUUCCUUAUCUUUAUAGCUCCCUUUGUCAGCUGUGUAAUGGAAGGAGGCAGGGGAAGGAAAUUAGACCUCAUACAGCAGCUGGUGCUGCAACCUUUGCCUUGAGUCAGCUGGGAGACCCUCGAGCCUCAGAUCCCCCCGCUUCAGCUUUCUGCUCCCAGGCACGUCUGCUCGUCGUGUAGAGAAUGGCUGCCGAGCUUGUGUUCCUGUGCUGCUCCUGCUAAUGAACCUUCCUUUUCUUGAGAAAAGCUUGCAUGAUGCACCCCACGUAGCCCUGUGCUUUCCCACUCAGAAGGCAUCCUUGUUCGGCACAGAUCUGGAUUCUCUCCUCAGCGUUUUCAAUCCACGGUGUCCUUGUGGCAAGAGUUGUUUGCUCCAGGCUGUGCAGAAAGGCAGGGCCAGAGCUGAGGUGCUGCUGAAACCUGCAGCCUGGUGCUGCUCACCGUGCAGCUGAGCCCUGGGGAGCUGAGCGUCAGCCCUCAUCUGUGGGAACGACCUCUGCAAAUGAUGGUGCAGAGCUGCAGAUGCUUUGGGAGCCAGGGCUGUAACCCUGCUGUGACAGCGAGAGAACGUUGGAAUUAGAGGUUGCUCUACCCUCUGGGAUUUUCCUCUCGUGAGAACUGUUUCUCUGAGGCCAAAGGUGGUUUUGUCUCCUCUGGUUCCUUGAAAUGCAGUGAUACAGCCAGCCCCCAAAUUGCUCGUGCUGUCAGCUUUCCUGAUCUUAAAUAGAGAGGUCUGAGAUAUUCAGGUGUUGUGGGGGGAUCCGUAUUGAUUUCUCUAGGGCUGAUGCGUUCAAACUCGAACACCAGGCAGGCGAAACCAGCGGCGUGGUUUGUCCCCACUGCUGGGCUGCAGCUCACAGGAGCCGGCCGAGGCGGGUUGUGCACACAGAGCUUGGGCUGGUGAGAAAUAAAAGAAACCAUUGGGAGGCUGCAUCGGCCCAGUGGGGCUGGCACCCGCUGCCCCUCCAAAAAGGAAAAAAGCUGCAAUACAUCUCCGCUCUCUCAAGUCAGAUCCCUGUGUUGGGCACCAACAGCGGGCCGUGCGCCCUGCGAGAGCCCAGGAGUCAGAGCACAGCGGAGUUCAGCCCCAGGGCUCAGGCUGCGCUGAGCUGCAGCGUGGGGACGAAGCUGCAGGGCUGGAGAGCAGCCGGAGCUGCAGGGCUGGGGAUGCACGCUGUCCCACGUCUGGGUUUCUGUUGUGUGUUUAAUUUCUUUCCUUGUGUGAGUGAGUGGUGGUUCUGCAGCCUGUCUGUUCUCUCUGGGGGGAGUGCAUGUGUAGAACAGGAUGGUGUGUUGCCUCAUCGAGUCUGGGAGAAGUCCUGUGACAGCACAUUGGGGGUAAAAAAAAUGAAAAAUAAAGAGGAAGCUUUUUCCUUGAUGUA
This is a messenger RNA of Centrocercus urophasianus (Greater sage-grouse), 4350 nucleotides long. RefSeq names its product inflammation and lipid regulator with UBA-like and NBR1-like domains (gene ILRUN). NCBI's taxonomy places the organism in Eukaryota, Metazoa, Chordata, Aves, Galliformes, Phasianidae. Gene Ontology annotation, cellular component: phagophore assembly site. Gene Ontology annotation, molecular function: ubiquitin binding. The transcript is spliced from 5 exons. Gene Ontology annotation, biological process: macroautophagy. Bases 41 to 916 code for a protein of 291 amino acids. The record is from RefSeq and is a predicted model, not a curated record.